Molecule: messenger RNA, 1818 nt
Organism: Durotheca rogersii
Lineage: Eukaryota; Fungi; Ascomycota; Sordariomycetes; Xylariales; Xylariaceae
Exons: 2
Coding region: 517-1116 (199 amino acids)
Biological process (GO): iron-sulfur cluster assembly
Source: RefSeq, a predicted model, not a curated record
GAGUAUCUCUCCCCUGCCUAGAUUAGGUACUUUCCUCUAGUCACUUAAGGUAGCUGCUUAACCCGCUGAGUACCUCAUACCUAAAAGGUACCUCAAAAGAUACCUACCUUGGGUACCACCUAGAGGUAGCCCUACCCCGAUGACUACACAACACACAGGCAAAAGAACUGCCUUAGGUAAGGCACCCCUCCAUCCCAUCGUCAACCUGGAAAACCUCGGCUUCAAACCACUUCUCAUCCCACCAUCAAUCCGCUGUGAGCUGUUCGCCACAUCCUAGUGACGAAACCAAGUAGGCUUCUUUCUUUCUAUACCAAAACCGCCGAGAUUAUUCUGUCCUUUCGCCCCGCCGCAUCCCACUAACCCUUCUCUUGCGUCCCCUGCGAUCCGCCCAGCAGCCAGCCCGACAGAGAGAGAAAGGGAGGAAGGGAGAGAGAAGGAGAGAAAGAAGGCAGCCAGCCAGCCAGAGAGAGGGCGGCGUACCGAAGUCCUCUCGGUACACCAUCGUAGACCGCGGCGAUGGAUAAGGACAAUGCAAACCCCACCGUCCUGAACACUUCCCAGCUUCCCACGAGACAGCUCAAGAAGCAUAGAGCCCCCAAACCCUCCAAUUCCCAGUUCCGCAGCGUCAUACGCAAGCCACGCUACCUGUGUGAUCCCUUUUACGACAUUUCUUGGUCUGACGAUACCGAGAGUGACGACGAAUUCACGGCCGAGCCGAUCGACGAACAGGAGAUAUACGAUCUAAUCUCGACCAUUUCCGAUCCCGAGCAUCCGCUAUCCCUUGGCCAGCUAGCCGUGGUCAACCUCCCCGACAUCCACAUAGCUCCGUCUUCCUUGGACGGGGCAGAUCCCAACAGGCUCACCCGAGUGCUCGUCGAGAUCACGCCCACGAUUACUCACUGCUCUCUCGCCACUGUCAUCGGCCUCGGCGUGCGAGUGCGUCUCGAGCAGGCCCUCCCGCCGAACUACCGAGUGGAUGUCAUGAUCAAGGAGGGCUCGCACAGCCAAGACGACCAAGUCAACAAGCAGCUGGCCGACAAGGAACGAGUCGCCGCGGCCUUGGAAAAUGACACGCUGAAGGGAGUCCUAGACAAGAUGCUGGAGACUUGUACGUGAGCUUAAAUCUCGCCGUGCCGGCCCAAAAUACCCGAGGGCCCGUAGGCUCCACGUACAUACAAUAAUCAAAAGACACCGGGCGGAUCCCAGAAACCCCGGCCGCUAUUUACACCACUGUAGAGUUCAUUGCCAAUCUCCACGAGUCCAGACUGCUUCGCCGGGAUCCUCAAAGGCGUUGCUCAACGCCUAGUAAGGCCGAGUGGCAUGGGCCAGGCGACGCCCUGCCCGGGUAUUCCGCUCCCCCCUCCCCUCCCCUAAGCAGCAAACAUGCUGGAGCCCGGUCGCGUUAAGACAGGAUUGGGAACGGCAUCGACAGAGAGCAAGGGCCACACCGACUCGCACAAGCCACGCCCGGCCGGGUACUGACGUGCUACCCAGAAAUAUAAUUGCGUGUUAUGCUGUCAGGGCUUUUCGUCAAUAGCCCGAAACCCCGGAGAGCAGGGCAGCAGCAGUGUCCUCUGUAAUGAUGCGUAGCAUUCGAGGCCGCUAGGGUGGGUUGGAGCCGCUGGUUGGGGGGGGGAGGGUUGCUGAUUUGGAUCAUGCGUUUCCUUCCUGGAGCUCGCCAAAAGGGGGCAGGGUGGGAUUCGGAUCAGUAUAUAGGGCUGUUUCGUUAGAGGACUAAGCUAUGCGACCCCGUACACGUGCCUGGCAAAUCUCAACAAGACUAGGCCGGUCGAACAGCAGGCGGCAGAUGAUCUGCAC